Messenger RNA from Scomber japonicus (chub mackerel), 835 nucleotides. RefSeq names its product voltage-dependent calcium channel gamma-6 subunit-like. NCBI's taxonomy places the organism in Eukaryota, Metazoa, Chordata, Actinopteri, Scombriformes, Scombridae. Gene Ontology annotation, biological process: regulation of calcium ion transmembrane transport via high voltage-gated calcium channel. Bases 1 to 831 code for a protein of 276 amino acids. The record is from RefSeq and is a predicted model, not a curated record. Gene Ontology annotation, cellular component: L-type voltage-gated calcium channel complex; membrane. The transcript is spliced from 6 exons. Gene Ontology annotation, molecular function: calcium channel regulator activity.
AUGAUAUUUCAUGUGUCACACCAUGCGAAAGGUCCCCUAAAGAGGGUCACCAGUAAAUUUGCCAGCUUACAUGCAGGUCUGGACCUUUCCCCGGGUCUGGACCUUUCCCCGGGUCUGGACCUUUCCCCGGGUCUGGACCUUUCCCCGGGUCUGGACCUUUCCCCGGGUCUGGACCUUUCCCCGGGUCUGGACCUUUCCCCGGGUCUGGACCUUUCCCCGAGCCUAAGCAUGUUUCAUAAGCCUCGGGUUCGUAGUGACGGCCUCAGACAUGAGCCUCGCAGCCAGGGUCGAGCUGACACCAGCCCCGUGCUGCAGCCCUCUCCCAUUUCAACCUCAGAGAGAGAGAGAGAAAGCUGCGGACCUGCUGAACCGCCUGGAGAAACAAACUGCACCUACUUCAAGUUUUUCACCACGGGGGAAAACGCUGUGAUGUUUCAGAAGACGACACAAAAGAAUCUGAAUAUAGCCACAGCCAUGUUGGCCCUCUUCAGCCUGUUCCUGAUGGUGAUGGGAGCCACCUGCAUCACCAUGUCUCUCAGCAAGGAGAUCCUGUUCUUCCUCAAACCAGCAUCGGUCUGCUUCAUCCUGUCGGGGAUCCUGGUGCUUCUAUCCCUCGUAGUCUUCCACCAGUCCGUCUUGGCCUUCCUCGCCAGCGACCACAGGGUUCCCAUCCACCACGAGCUCUCCUGGUCGGUGUCGUGUAUCGGCUGCGCGGGGGCCGUCCUCAUCAUCGGAGGGAUCCUCUUCCUGUUGUUGGCGUUGCCCUGCAGCCCCUGGCAGAAGUGCUUCCCUAAUAAGGACAGUGGUGGAGGAGGCGGCAGCAGCAGCUAGUGGC